This is a messenger RNA of Elgaria multicarinata webbii, 4930 nucleotides long. It is a transcript of the gene PPP1R13B, whose product is annotated as protein phosphatase 1 regulatory subunit 13B. Gene Ontology annotation, cellular component: nucleus. Bases 80 to 3628 code for a protein of 1182 amino acids. The transcript has 19 exons. Gene Ontology annotation, molecular function: p53 binding; transcription factor binding. The record is from RefSeq and is a predicted model, not a curated record. Gene Ontology annotation, biological process: apoptotic process; negative regulation of cell cycle; regulation of apoptotic process. Lineage: Eukaryota; Metazoa; Chordata; Lepidosauria; Squamata; Anguidae.
UGCGCGCCUGCCCCCCCCUCCUGCUUUCGUUCGUUCCCUCAGACCGGGCGGCCUGGCUUGACGGGUGGCAGCGCCAGAGAUGAUGCCGAUGAUAUUAACUGUGUUCCUCAGCAACAAUGAACAGAUUUUGACUGAAGUGCCAAUUACACCUGAAACAACCUGUCGAGAUGUGGUGGAAUUUUGCAAAGAACCUGGAGAAGGUAGUUGCCAUCUUUCUGAAGUGUGGCGUGGAAAUGAACGGCAUAUUCCCUUUGAUCAUAUGAUGUAUGACCAUCUACAGAAGUGGGGACCUCGUAGGGAGGAGGUGAAAUUUUUUCUUCGGCAUGAAGAAUCUCCAAUAGAAAGUAGUGAACAGGGCCGUCAGACUCAGAAUCAGAGGAAUGGAAUCAAUAUACCUGUGGAGAAACGUACUGAAAAUGGGGUUGGGAAUCCACGUGUUGAACUCACACUUUCAGAACUUCAGGAUAUGGCUGCCAGGCAACAGCAGCAAAUUGAAAAUCAGCAGCAAAUGUUGGUUGCCAAGGAACAACGUUUACGUUAUCUCAAGCAGCAAGAACGCCGUCAGCAGCAGUCUGUGUCUGAGAGUGAAAAGCUUCAGAAACUUAAAGAGCGAGUGGAGACCCAGGAGACAAAGCUGAAAAAAAUCCGAGCCAUGAGAGGGCAGGUGGAUUACAGCAAGAUUAUGAACGGCAACUUGUCCACUGAAAUUGAACAUAUCAGUACCAUGUUCCAGGAAAAGCAGCAAGAGUUACAAGCUGCAGUGUUAAAAGUGGACCAGCUUACUCAGCAGCUAGAGGACCUGAGAAAAGGGAAAUUGAAUGGGUUCCAGUCUUAUAACGGGCAGAUGACAGGGCCAGCAGCUAUAGAAUUAAAAAAAUUGUACCAAGAGCUACAGAUCCGUAACAGGCUUAACCAGGAGCAGAACAGCAAGCUUCAGCAGCAGAAAGAACUUUUGAACAAACGUAACAUGGAGGUGGCCAUGAUGGACAAGCGCAUCAAUGAGCUACGCGAACGCCUAUACAAGAAAAAAGUUGAGGCACGUCAAAAAGAAAACAUCCCUUUAAAUCGCAUAAAUGGAACAUCCUCACCGCAGUCAUCAUUGAAUGCUUCAGGCAGAGUUGCAGCAGUGGGGCCAUACAUCCAAGUUCCAAGUUCUAGCAGUUAUGCAGUGCCGGUCGACCCAGUGAAACCACAGUCCCUCACCAUUACUACUAGCACAACUCAUGGAAGAUCCAAAUCUGAUACAGACUAUGGGUGUGUGAAAAAAUCUUCAGGUCCCUGGAAAAUUUCUGAUUUAGACAUUAUAGUGGAUCCUAUUCUGUCACCUCCCUCUCUUCAAACUGCUGUUCACAAUAUCAUCCAUUCAGCAUCUACUCUUUCUGAGAUCCUGCACUAUGAUGGUAGGAGAAGGUCAUGGACAGUGUCAGACCUUGAUAUCGGGCGUGGACGCGGCUCUUCAUGGCAUUCGGGAAACAAAAAACAGCAGUUUCUGAGCUCUAAUGAUGGAACCUGGCCAGCGCUUAAACAGAGCUCUGCUCCUGUGGUGAAGCCACCACAAAUCUCUAGUGCAGACUGGAAGGAUUCAAACAUGGAUGCUGCUUUAAAGCCAGGAACUAUAUCCAGUCAGCCUUUGUCGUCUUCAGUGUUAGGAAGCACUGAUAAGCUGGGUCUUGAUAUGGGGAAAGUACCGCCAACCAUCUCUGGUGUAAGCAAGCAGUUGCCUCAAAACUAUGGGACCUAUCCCAGCUCCGUUCCAUUAGGAACAGGCUCUACCAAUUCCCUGGAACGCCGAAAGGAUGGCAGCCUACCAAGACCGGGCUCCACAGCAGCAAACCGACAAAGACCUGUUCCGUUGCCCCCCGCAAGCAGCGUCCAUCAGCCUAGCUCCUCACAGCAAAUACAGCAAAGAAUAUCUGUGCCUCCAAGUCCCACAUAUCAACCUUCUGGUGCUCCAUUAUUCCCGGGUGGAGACGGCCGGCCUGACCUCCCCUUAACCGUGGCCAUCAGGCCUUUCUUAGCUGAUAAAGGCUCAAGGCCACAGUCACCUAGGAAAGGACCUCAGACAGUGAACUCCAGUUCCAUCUAUUCAAUGUACCUUCAGCAAGCGACCCCACCAAAGAACUACCAGCAGGCUGUGUACAAUACCCUAAAUAAGUCCGUUAAAGCAGUUUACGGGAAGCCUGUUGUACAGUCGGGUUCGACUUCUCCUUCGCCCUUACCCUUCCUUCAUGGAUCUUUGCCUGCCAAUCCAUCACAGCCACAUCCUCCAAAUGACUACAGCGAGAAAGAUCAAGAGCUGGAAAACAUCACGCCCUCUGGGGAUAACAGCAAUGUGGAAAACAUUCCUCGCCCACUCAGCCCCACCAAGCUCACGCCCAUCGUCCAUUCGCCCCUUCGCUACCAAAGUGAUGCCGACCUAGAGGCUCUUCGCAGGAAACUCGCCAAUGCUCCCCGGCCCCUGAAGAAGCGGAGUUCUAUCACUGAACCGGAAGGCCCCAGCGGACCGAACAUUCAGAAGCUCUUGUACCAGCGCUUCAAUACACUGGCAGGAGGAAUAGAAGGUGCCCCUUUCUAUCAGCCAAGCAACUCGCAAGACUUUAUAGGCUCCUUGGCAGAUGUUGACAAUGGGAACACAAACACCAAUGGCAAUAUUGAGGAACCCAUUCCUGUGCCCCCCACGGCUCCUCUUCCUGACGAGCCUUCAUCAGAUGCCAAUGAUAAUGAACUACCUUCUCCUGCAACUGAGGAGUUGAUCAGUGUAGAAACCACAAAUCAAACACCUGAGGCGACUGAGGAUGACAACAACAACAAUAACCCUGCUGUAGUCCCUUCUGUUGAGCGGCCGCCUAGUCCAACACCAGAAGGCAAUUCGCUAGAAGAAGAAGAAGAAGAAGAAGAUGAAGUGCAGCUGCCACCUGCCCUUCCUCCUCCUCCUCCACUUCCUGCAACUAAAAGGACCAACCUGAAGAAACCCAACUCAGAGAGAACUGGUCAUAGCUUGAGGGUCAAGUUUAAUCCGUUGGCCCUGCUGUUGGAUGCAUCACUGGAAGGAGAGUUUGACCUGGUGCAAAGGAUCAUAUACGAGGUGGAUGAUCCUAGCAAACCUAAUGAUGAAGGAAUCACCCCUCUGCACAAUGCAGUGUGUGCUGGCCAUCACCAUAUAGUUAAGUUUCUGUUGGAUUUUGGUGUCAAUGUGAAUGCAGCAGACAGUGAUGGAUGGACUCCUUUGCACUGUGCUGCCUCUUGCAAUAGUGUCCACCUCUGUAAGCUACUUGUUGAAUCUGGGGCAGCCAUUUUUGCUUCAACUAUAAGUGACAUAGAAACUGCUGCAGAUAAGUGUGAGGAAAUGGAAGAGGGUUACAUUCAGUGUUCCCAGUUCCUUUAUGGUGUACAGGAGAAGCUGGGAGUCAUGAACAAAGGCAUAGUAUAUGCAUUGUGGGAUUACGAAGCCCAGAACAAUGACGAGUUGUCAUUCCAUGAAGGCGAUGCAAUUACCAUUCUGAGGCGCAAAGAUGAUAACGAGACGGACUGGUGGUGGGCUCGUCUCAGCGAUAAGGAAGGCUAUGUGCCUAAAAAUCUCUUGGGGUUAUACCCAAGGAUAAAACCUAGGCAACGAACUCUUGCCUGAAUCCCAUCAUUUGGCAAUACAAUAUCUUGCUGGCAACUGGAAGAUGAAAGUAUACACUGGAGACAUUUUCAAUUGCAUUUCACCAGAAGUAAAGCUAUACUUGUUUUAAAUGGUGCUCUUGUUUAAUAUGAUGGACAGCAUUUGAGGUUUUCAGUCUGCAAUUUGUAAGUGAGGUCUGCUCCAUGUUAACCUGCCCAGUCAAUGGGAGAGGUACUCAAACAUAGUCUACAGUAUUUUUUGCCAACCGAAUAUUAAAAAAAAGUUAUGCUAGCUGUUAAAAGCUUUGCAAAAUGCAGAUAUGCUGUCUGAUCGGUUCUAUUCCACAGUAACUAUCCUGGCAUGUCAAGACCUUUAUGAUUAAACUUGUCAAUGAAGUGUUGAGUUUACUGUGUAAAUCCUUAAAGAUCUUGGUAACAGUUGACAUCUGGGAGUUACCAACAGUCUUCUGAUAUAAAAGGUGUUACUGAUGCAACAGAGAAGCACCAGUGCUUAAUGGAUUGCUGCAUACUUCUCAAACCUGCACUUGUUCCUUCACUUGACGUUUUUUCUUGAUAUUCUGCUUAAAGCACCAGUUUAGCUUCCGCACAUUCCAUUACACUUUCUUGAACACGCACCCUGAAUUCCAUCUUCUGGACAAACCUGCAUUCAGAUUUAAGGGAUUUGUAUGUCUAUAUGGAAGAAAAGUGCAAUAGUUGAGAAAGGUUAAGAGUCAGGUUAUAAAGAGUUAGUGGGGGGUCACUUUAAGGACCUUUAAAUUUUAUCUGUGAAAGGAGGAGGUGACUGAAGGACUGAAUAAAAAGGCCAAGCUGGUUGUGUAGAGUGAAGAGGGGGAGAAAGAAGAGACUUAUGGCAAAGAUGAUUUGUUGUUUGGGCUGGGGCAGUGUCUGUGGUUCUAGGCAGCCCUGCAUCUUGUGCCAGGGGAGUUAUGCAAUAACUUGUUCCACUAUCUAGUUUCAUGCAAAAAACAAAACAAAACAGCACUUCACUGGAAUAUUAAUUGUACAUGAUUUUAUAUACAGAAGUCUAUUUUGAACUUCCAUUAUGUUGUAGCCAUACAUGUUUUAUAAUUUCCUCCCAGUAAACUGUAGGCCAGUUGGCUUUAUUCAUGUACACGUUGUGCAUAAUUUAUAUCCAUUGAUGCAGUGCUGUAACUUGCUUUUACCACUGUUUAGCAUUACUUGUAUAUAUUGUGGUGAUGAGAAGUGAAAGGGUAUUGUAAAAGAAUAUUUGCUAAAUGAAUGUGAGUUAAAAGCCUACAAUACACUGCUAACCCAGUGUGCACAAUAAACUACUGCUAAGGUA